AUGCUCAAGUUUUCUUGCCACCUCCUGGUCUUAAGAGUCUUCAUUUCUUGCGUGGGCCUUGUGGGUAAUGUCUUCCUCAUCUUCUGCAUCAUUCAGACCAAAACCUCCUCGAUCAAGACCUUCGAGUUGUUUCUUCUGGGAUUGGCCACGGCCAACCUGGAGGAGAUCGCCGUCGUCAACAUCUACGACUUUGUCAUCCUCCAGAGGUCCUACGUCGUCUGGGACGUGUGGCUCUGCCGUUCGCUGAAGUUCUUGAUGGUGUUGGGGGAAAUCAGCAGCAUCCUCUUCACUGUCCUCAUCGGCGUCUAUCGCUACCAGAAGCUCAGAGACGCCAACAAGAGGCUCCAAAUUCCCAUCUACCUGGAUAACAUCCGUGCUGCCCGGAAGGUGAUCCAGUUUUCCAUUGGUAUCUCCAUCCUCUUGAGUGCCCCCGUUUUUAGCAUGGAAGUGCCAGGACCGACGGGGAAUCUCACAGGGAACCAUACUUGGAACCAGACGGGAUGCCAGCUGGAUUUCUUUCUAUGCAGCAGCGACCGCUGUCCGUCGAUGAACCGCAUUUACAAGUACGCCUUCAUCCUGUUGUGUUACUUGCUGCCUCUGGUCGUCGUCACGCUUACAAGCUGCCUCAUCGUCGCCGUUUUGCUCGGACAGAGGACCGCGGUGAAGCCUGUCGCCAGCGUGAGUGGCUCCACCCAGACUGAAGGAUUUCGUAAGGUUCCGAGGUUCCACCGCAGUACCGUCGCGGUCCUGGCGGCGAUGGUUUUGUUCCAGUUAGACUGGACGCUCUAUCUGGUUUUGCAAAUGGUUUUCAACACCACCGACUUUACAUUUUGGAUAGAACUGGAGUUCUUUCUUUCCACGUCCUACACGUCCAUCAGUCCGUACGCGUUGGGGAUAGGUAAAAGCUUCUUCGCCAUGAAGAACUUUUGGAAAAACUAG
Molecule: messenger RNA, 939 nt
Organism: Syngnathoides biaculeatus (alligator pipefish)
Lineage: Eukaryota; Metazoa; Chordata; Actinopteri; Syngnathiformes; Syngnathidae
Exons: 1
Coding region: 1-939 (312 amino acids)
Biological process (GO): neuropeptide signaling pathway
Cellular component (GO): neuron projection; membrane
Molecular function (GO): neuropeptide binding; G protein-coupled receptor activity
Source: RefSeq, a predicted model, not a curated record